Recurvomyces mirabilis is the source of this 3294-nucleotide messenger RNA. RefSeq names its product Protein kinase protein rad53 (gene RAD53). The transcript has a single exon. Lineage: Eukaryota; Fungi; Ascomycota; Dothideomycetes; Mycosphaerellales; Teratosphaeriaceae. The record is from RefSeq and is a predicted model, not a curated record. Gene Ontology annotation, molecular function: ATP binding; protein serine/threonine kinase activity; protein binding. Gene Ontology annotation, cellular component: nucleus. Gene Ontology annotation, biological process: protein phosphorylation; mitotic DNA damage checkpoint signaling. The coding region runs from base 1 to 3294 and encodes 1097 amino acids.
AUGGACUCGCAGAUGGGUCCACCAGGCAAUGCUUUCAGCCAGGAGAUGUAUCCCACGCAAUGCACGCAAGGGGCUAUGGACCCAAGACGUCUUGGGCGUAAUAAUUCUGGGCUGAGUGACGCCGACAUAUCUGAUGUCAUCUGCAUUCUGCAUCCAUGCUCGCCAGCGGCUUUCCAGAUUGUAGCGAGGACUGCCGAGCGUUCGCCACACAAUGUGCUCCAAAACGAUGGCUUUGCUGAAUAUGAUGACGAGCUUACGCAGAGCAUGCUCGAAGAGCAAGAGACAUUUAUUCUCAACACAGAAGGAUCGAACCAGGCUAUGGACCUCGCAUUACGCUUCUCCACGGAAGUAAUCAGUCCAACUCUAGGCUUCGUAUUCGGGCGCAACCAGAAGACAUGCGACAUCGCUUUAGCGCAGGACACUUACAAGCGCGUCAGUAACAUGCACUUCAGCAUGUUCAUGAAUGACUCUGGUGUCUUGAUGCUGCAGGACAUGUCGACCAACGGCACCAUGGUAGACGAUGUCGUCCUGAAAGGCAAGAUCGUACAGCAACCACAAACGCGAAUGCUCAGUCCCGGCUCCAUCAUCCAGAUCCUGUCUCCAAAGUCAGAAGAAAUCGUGAAAUUCAUUGUGCGCAUUCCAGCGCGGGAAGGACACGAAGCACAAUUCGAAGCAAAGUUUGGUCGUUAUCUGCAACGUAGAGCACAUGCGCGGGCCUUCGCUGACCGCCAGGGUAACAUGCCUGCUAAUAAAAUAGCAGCUGCAGACCUGGCACCGCAAUCUGCUGCUGGUUCAUACAAGGCAACCAUUAUGUCACACAACCACACGUAUGGCAUGCACUGGAGUGGUGGCGAGAAGUAUAACGUUGUUGGCUGUAUCGGCAAAGGUGCAUUUGCUACGGUCUAUCAGCUUGCUACGAAGCGUGAAGGCCAGCUGUACGCCGCUAAAGAGCUCGAAAAGCGCAAGUUCAUGAAGAACGGCGUGCUCGACCGAAAGCUCGACAACGAGAUGCAGAUCAUGAAAGCCAUCAGCCACCCCAACAUCGUACAAUACGUCGACUACCAGGACCACGCGAAUCAUCUGUACAUCAUCAUGGAAUUUGUGCCAUGUGGCGACUUGCAGCAGUACCUUGGGGAGCAUGGAGCUCUAUCCGAGCCACUUGGCAAGACCAUGUCGGCGCAAGUGCUCAAUUCAUUAGCAUAUCUACAUGCGAAGAAGAUCACGCACCGCGACAUCAAGCCAGACAAUAUACUGAUCGCGGACAUGGAUCCCAAUCACUUUAUCGUAAAGCUAUCGGACUUUGGCUUGUCGAAGGUCAUUACAGACAACGAUACCUUUCUCAAGACUUUCUGCGGCACGCUGCUAUACUGCGCGCCAGAAGUGUUCCCACACUAUGACGCGCAUGUAGCAGGCCGGGGCCAGAAGAGGACACGCAAGGGUCCAAGUCAGCCUCCCACCAAGUAUCACAGCUAUAGUCAGUCUGUCGACAUCUGGUCGUUCGGGGCUGUCCUGUGGUUUGCUCUUUCUCGAUUGCCGCCGUUCGAAGGCGUUGCCGAUGCUACUGGUCGCGGCAUGUUCGACAAGAUCAUGAUGACUCCGCUUGAUCACGGCGAUUUGACGAGGCAAGAGAUCUCAGCGGACGCCAUUGAUUUACUCGUGGCCAUGCUAAACACCGAUCCUGCGGGUCGCCCCUCUCCACGGACAUGUCUGAGUCAUAAGUGGUUUGAUGAUGGCGAGAAGACUUCUCAAGUUCAGCAGCUACAACCUGGUAUGGCUCCACCAUUGGGCAUGUUUGCGAUAUACGAGGAGGAAGAAGCAGAGCUGCCCGCGGACCCUGAUCUUUCACAGCUGAGCUUGGGUCAGCAAGGAGACGACGGACCUGAUAGUCAAGACAGCCAUUACGCGGAUGAAGCGAGUAUUCACUCCGGCUCUAUGCAGUUCUUUGAUCCGCGACAGUCGAAACGUUUCAAGUCAGAGGCUUUCGCCUACAGAGAGUAUACUGUUGACUUGGUCGAUUCGAGUCCGGAACUAAUGCACCAACAUAUACCUAUCGUGUUACAGCAGGAUAUACCCGCCGCCGGGCCACCACAAAGCUCGGCACCCCCAAAGCUGUUCGGCGAGAUCAGUCAGUCUCUAUUGGCCGAUCCUGCCAUGUUCGUUGCUCAGCCCGUAGCCGCAGACGACCGCGUUGAUCUACCGCUGGAAGAGUCCGGCGUGCACCCCGCAGGCGCGAUUGCUUCCCCAAGUCUGCUUGGGGCGGAGUCACUCAUGCGGGAUGUGCAUAUGCACUCACCUCAGAGUGCUGACUCACCGGUGGGAGACCCGAACGAGCCUGCGACGCCAAAGACACCGAGCAUGCCAAAUGGUUCCGUCACACGUACAAGCACUAAUCAUGUCGAGGACGAGACGCCCAAGCAACCACAGCUACCAGUAUUCAAUCGCCAGAUCGAGCUUCCCAUACCAGCCUCAUUAUUCUGGGACGCCCACGAUGAGAGCACUCACAACGCCGAUUAUGCCAGUAGGAUCAGCGGCUUCGACUACAGUGCCAAUAAAAGCUACGUCUUUCGUACGGACUUGUCCCACAAUUCUCUUCCGCAGACCAACAGCGGCUCUGCCACAGAGCACGACGCAGAUGAGCCUGAUGGUGAUACGGACGCGGAGGCUGAUGCUGGAACACAUCCCGAGCACAGCAUGAUGCCGCCACCGCCACGAUCCGGCCGCCUCGGACGACUAAUUCCAACCCCGAACUCAUUCUCACGCAUCACCUUGAUGCUUGACGAACGAGUCACUGAGUGGGGCCGCUUGCCAGCCAACACACAUGUGUAUGAGCCAUCGGACGACAACCGUGUGCCGAGGAGGGCGUUCAUGAUAACAUUCCAUCGCGAAGACAAGGAUGAAAUGCCCGCAAACACGGACUGGACUACACUGGACAAUCUCUACUGCGCAAUACAGGCAGACAGCAAGUGGGGUAUCCGCGUCAAUGGUGUCAAGCUGACAAAAGGCGAACCUGGAACCACAAAAUUUGGGCGUCUGUAUACGGGAGACGAAAUCACGGUCUAUCCGCCUGGCAAGAACGGCGAGCAGGGUCUUAGCUUCUUGUGCGAUUUUGCUGUCGGUCAAGGCAAGCAACAUAGACCUGUCAAUGUCGAGUCGAAGCAGCCGCGAUUCAAAAUCGAAACGGAUAGCGAAAUCGAUGCAUUGGGCUCGCAGUUGAAGCGCAGGGCUCGGUCGAAGAGCAAGGGAAAAGAGAAGGAGAAUGUUGGUGUCCAAGAUGAUCAAGUGGCAGUAAACUGA